Ceratina calcarata is the source of this 2912-nucleotide messenger RNA. It is a transcript of the gene gammaCOP, whose product is annotated as coat protein (coatomer) gamma. Gene Ontology annotation, molecular function: structural molecule activity. Gene Ontology annotation, biological process: intracellular protein transport; intra-Golgi vesicle-mediated transport; endoplasmic reticulum to Golgi vesicle-mediated transport. The transcript has 7 exons. The record is from RefSeq and is a predicted model, not a curated record. Gene Ontology annotation, cellular component: endoplasmic reticulum-Golgi intermediate compartment; COPI vesicle coat; Golgi membrane. Lineage: Eukaryota; Metazoa; Arthropoda; Insecta; Hymenoptera; Apidae. The coding region runs from base 1 to 2700 and encodes 899 amino acids.
AUGCAUUUAAACGCGAUAAAAAGGAGGAAGAAGAUGUUCAUUGUAAACAGGUUUAGACGACUGCUCGUGGCUGACGAUAAUUUCCCUUCAAUGAAUUCUCGUUUUAUUUCACGUGGGGGAAACCCUUUUCAAAAUCUGGAGAAGACGACGGUCCUCCAGGAGGCCCGUACAUUCAAUGACACUCCAGUGAAUCCAAGGAAAUGCGCGCACAUACUCACGAAAAUUUUGUACCUGCUGAACCAGAGCGAGCAGCUGAGCACCAUGGAGGCGACCGAAGUGUUCUUUGCCAUGACCAAGCUGUUCCAAUGCAGAGAUAUAGUCCUCAGAAGAUUGGUCUAUUUAGGCAUCAAAGAGCUGAGCUCCUUAGCAGAAGAUGUGAUUAUAGUCACUUCAUGUUUGACGAAAGAUAUGACUGGAAAAGGAGAUCUCUACAGAGCUGCGGCGAUAAGAGCACUGUGCACCAUCACAGACGGUGGAAUGGUAGCAGCUAUCGAACGUUAUAUGAAACAGGCUAUUGUAGAUCGAUCCCCUGCUGUGUCUAGUGCAGCCUUAGUGUCUUCCUUGCAUCUGAGUCGCGUAUCUGGGGACGUCGCACGCAGAUGGGCAAACGAGGCUCAAGAGGCAUUAAAUUCGAGCAAUGUAAUGGUUCAAUACCACGCUCUCGGCCUUCUGUAUCAGGCCCGCAAGACGGACAAACACGCUGUAAUUAAGUUAGUCUCAAAGCUUACGAGAACGAGUCCCAAAAGCCCUUACGCUGCGUGCAUGUUAAUACGAAUGGCGUGUAAAAUAUUAGAUGAAGUCGACGACGACGAGGAGCUGCUAGGAUUUAUUUCGUCUUGUUUGCGUCACAAAUCGGAAAUAGUCGUUUACGAAGCGGCGCACGCUUGGUUCAACCUAGGCAGGGUCGGUACGAAAGAGAUCACACCUGCUAUCAGCGUUCUUCAAUUAUUUUGUGGGUCUCAGAGGCCAGCGCACAGAUUCGCUGCUGUUCGAACGUUGAAUAAAGUCGCUAUGACACACCCUGGAGUGGUGACUGCUUGUAAUCUGGAUUUGGAGAAUUUAAUCACUGAUUCGAACAGAUCUAUAGCUACUUUGGCGAUUACUACUCUGUUGAAGACGGGAGCGGAGAGUUCCGUAGAUCGACUGAUGAAGCAAAUUGCCACGUUCGUCUCUGAGAUUUCAGACGAAUUUAAGGUCGUAGUUGUCCAAGCUAUAAGAGCUCUUUGUCAAAAAUUCCCUCGGAAACACGCGGUCCUGAUGAACUUCCUCUCUGCUAUGCUAAGAGACGAGGGAGGACCCGAGUAUAAAACCGCAAUCGCAGAUACGAUAAUCGCUGUGAUGGAAGUGAAUGCUGAGGCUAAAGAAGCUGGUUUGGCUCAUCUGUGCGAGUUCAUCGAGGACUGCGAGCACGUUUCUCUCGCGGUUCGCAUUCUUCACUUGCUCGGCGUGGAAGGAUCGACUUCUAAGCAACCGUCCCGGUACAUCCGGUUCAUCUACAAUCGCGUGAUCCUGGAGACUGCGAGCGUACGCGCAGCAGCGGUCACGGCGUUGGGACAUUUCGCCGCGACUUGUCCGCCGUUACUGCCGAACGUUUUAGUUCUCCUGUCUCGCUGUCAACUGGACUCGGACGAUGAGGUUCGAGAUCGCGCAGCUUACUAUUGCGCCGUCCUUCAGGAACAAUACGGCCCGACUCAUCUAUCUCUGAUACAGCCACCUCUUCUGUCGAUACCCAGUCUUGAGAGAGCUUUGCGAAAUUAUAUGCAAAGUACGAUGGAAGAACCGUUCGACAUCUCACAGGUUCCUCCUGCCCAAAUGAUUGAAGAACCACCGCAAAUAGAAGUUCACGCGACCGUGAAACCACAGCCUCGAUUAACGAGAGAGGAAAGUUUCAUGGAGAAAUUCUCGCAAAUACCGCAUUUGGCGGUGAUCACUCGCGAUUCCUUGUUACUCAAGUCAUCGCCCGUUUUCGAGUUGACCGAGUCCGAAACCGAGUAUAACGUGAAAUGUAUUAAACACACGUUCACGGACUUCCUCAUCCUGCAGUUCGAUUGCGUGAACACUCUUUCCGAUCAACUUCUCGAAGACGUGAGAGUUGCUGUCGAAUCAGAAAGUUACACAAUCUUGUUCGAGGUCCCAUGCCCGCGUUUACCGUACAAUGAACCAGGCACAACUUACACAGUAUUACGUUACCCGGCAGACGUUCGCGCUAGCGUCGCUACUCUUGCUACAACACUGAAGUUUAUGGCCCGCGACUGCGAUCCAGCGACGGGCAUCCCAGACGCUGAUCAAGGAUAUAAUGACGAAUAUAUGCUGGAAGAUUUGGAAGUGACUUUGGCCGAUCAAAUUCGUGGAAUCUGGAACAGGGAACUGGAUUUCAGUGCCGCAUGGGAAGCGGCCGCAGCGAAGGGUCUUACUAAUCUGGAGGAGACGUUCGCGUUGGGUCCAUCCGUUACGAGUCUAGAAGGAGCUAUUCAAAGCCUUAUGGGAUUUCUAGGUUUGGAAGCUGUCGAGCGAACAAAUCGAGGAAUAAAGCCUGGUGCCACCUCGCACACUCUGCUACUGAGCGGAAUCUUUCGAGGAGGAAAAGAGAUCCUGGCUCGAGCGAGAUUAGCGUUAUCGGGUAGCCAAGUUACGAUGCACCUUUCGGUCUUGUCUCAAGACCCGGAGAUUGUAGACUUAAUUAUCUCUUCUGUAGGAUAAAUUAGACCGACUAUGCACACAGACGUAUCGCGUAUCGAAUGAACUAUUCCUCCCAUCAGAGCCGAUUAUCCUCUGUACUAAGAACUUUUUAUUUUUAGUAUUACAAUAAGUAUAAUUUUAUGAGAGAAACAUUGUAAGAAGGGACUUUUGCUAAAUCCCUAUUUCUAUGUAAUACUUUGUACAUACGAUUAAAAGCGAUUGUUUAAAUAAAA